Molecule: messenger RNA, 1389 nt
Organism: Haliotis rubra (blacklip abalone)
Lineage: Eukaryota; Metazoa; Mollusca; Gastropoda; Lepetellida; Haliotidae
Product: ADP-ribosyl-[dinitrogen reductase] glycohydrolase-like
Source: RefSeq, a predicted model, not a curated record
GGUUAUUAAUAGAACAAGCACCGUUCGAUAUGUCCGACUUCUCGCUGUUUUGACGUCCACAAAUGGUCACAAACAACAUGAAUCAGUAUCGUAAAUCAUAACUGUCCAUGAAGGUUAUCUAUUAUUAUUAACUGCUUCCAAACAUGAACCACACGACGAGAGAACUAUCCAGCACGUCGCCAGAACAGGGGAACCCGGGCCGAAGAAGAAUCGUGCUUGUUUACAGUUUAGUAAUGACGACCUAGGGCAUCCCAUAUAAUAAUAGUGAUGGCUGAAGCGGCCUCCACCCCUGGGGCUACAGCCGUCUACCCUCGGGAUCAGAUUCUGGCGACUCUAUACGGUCAGGCAGUGGGGGAUGCUAUUGGUUUGCUCACUGAGUUCCUAACCAAAGAGGAGGCUAAAGAGGAAUAUGGUGAAGUAAGGAAACACCUUGAGCUAGAACACAAGCGUCUAUGGCCUGAUGUGCAUAGAACAAGGUGGGAGGAGGGAGACUGGACAGAUGACACGGACCAGAUGAUACUCAUCCUGCAGUCCCUUACAGACAAUGAUGGACAGGUAAAACCCGAAGAUUUUGCAGACAGGUUAAAGUUUUGGUCUCGGAAUGGCUUUCCUGAACUCGGCGAUCGCGUUGGCAUGGGGAUCGGUACCACAACAGCAAAGGUCAUUGCCAACCCCGAGUUUGUGACUCAGCCACACAAGGCCGCGCGCGAAUGGUGGGAGAGUGGGAAAAUGGCGGCUUCAAACGGAGCUGUCAUGAGAACCUGCAUUCUCGGCGUCCAACAGUUUUGGGACACGGAAGCUGUGGUUGACAAUGCCCUGAAUAUAUGCAAAACCACUCAUUACGACCCGAGGUGUCAGGCGUCGACAGUUGCUGUGUCGGUGGCAAUAAGCCUCAUGUAGAGGGCGCCACAACACAUGAAGCGCAGUGGGAAAUACAGGGUGAAUAAAAUCAUCCAAGACAGCUUCAAGAUGGCCGCUGCCUGUCUUCCAACUCAGGAAGAGAAAAAGGAACUGAAGUCAUUCCUGGAGAUGAGGAAGAUCCAGAACCUGAAACUGUCCGAGUCCGGAAAGAUCGGCUACACCUACAAAUGCCUGGGUGCCGGGUUCUGGGCGCUCAAACAGAAAGACUUCAGGAAAGCACUGCAGAAAAUCGUCAUGGAGGGAGGUGAUGCGGACAGCAAUGGCGCUGUGGCCGGAGCUCUUCUCGGCUGUAAACUAGGAAUGGCUGCCCUUCCGGCGUCAUGGGUGACAAAUCUCAAACACAAAGCUUGGCUGGACGAGAAGAUUGAAAAAUAUUUCGUCCUGAGCGAGAAGAUGAUGGUAAACAAAUAACAACUUGGAAAACUGUGUUUAGAAUCUGUACUCAGGAAUAAAAAAAAAUCGAACUUG